Messenger RNA from Prorocentrum cordatum, 1293 nucleotides. Lineage: Eukaryota; Dinophyceae; Prorocentrales; Prorocentraceae. The record is from the annotation of a GenBank genome assembly.
AUGAAGAAGUACGUCCAUCUUGGCUCCAGGAUGGCCCGCGAGCGCAUGGCUGAAGUCCACUUGGUCGAGGUUGCCAAUCGCGAUGAGGCUUCCUGGUGCGAAUGUUGGUCCAAGGUGUUGAAUAAUGCGCAGGUCUUGUUUGAUGGUGUUGCCGCUGCUCGGAAAACGGAUGACUGCUGGCGUCUCCUGGAGAAGCAAUGGUUUGCAGAGUAUAUGAAGAUCGACGCGCCAGACUCAGAUGCCAUGGCUGCCAUGACCAAGAAGGAGCAGGUCGUCAAGGAGCUGGUCGCCAGACGCAUGACGCCUGAGAAGGCGAAGGAGAAUGGUCUCAUGGACGCCUGGAAUACCACGAAGACCACCAUGUUCGAGACGCUGUUGUCAGGAGAGCAGGAGACUGCUGGAGAGAAGGGCGCCGCUGGUGGCACAGCAGCUUCUCUCGGUGGCAACGGUUUCAAACACUCGCUGGUUUUGUUCGGCGAGCCAUCCAACGCCGCGUCUUGGGAAAACCAGGUUGUUGCAUCAGCCGUGCAGGCCUGCAUCCUGCGCGCGUUCCUUGACGAUGGCUGCGAUUUCAAGGAUCGUGGCGUUGCCACGCUUGCUUUCAAGGCUCCAAAGAACGCACCCCUCGGGCUGGUCGACAAGGACAUCAACCGCGCGUACUGCACCAGCGGCAACGUGAUAGAAGGGGAGGACAAGCUGCAGCUGCACUUCGUCGGGCGGGUGUCUGCUGGAACCAGUGGCCAUGCGAUUGGCUUGAAGCAGUACGUGGACGCGGGCUCGGCGAUGGACGCGGGCGGUCGUUUUCUGAUUUCGCCAUUGCCAAGCAUGACGAGCAUGGCUGCCGCGACUGGCAAGCAUCACGUGCCCGCCCCCGCCUGGAUGGUGAGCGGGCUUGGCCCGCCCGAGGUCGAGGCCGAGACUGAGAGCGGCGAACGCCCGCGCAAGAGGGCAAAAUUGGGCGCUGAUGAUGAGGGUGCCGAGGGCCCCGAUCCAGCCGAACCAGCAUUGCCCACCAUGUACCCCGAGACCAUCAAGGCCAACGUGCCAGAGAACGUCGUCGGAAUGCCAGGGGCGACGGUGGACGUCGUCAUGUUGUCUGUCGACGUCGCGCAGGCCCAGAGACAGUGGGACCACGUCGCGGGCGGCUUCCACCUCACUCGCUACUUGUUCGAGUGGGAGCUGGCGGAUGCCAAGCGCCAGGUGGAGAGGAAUAGAGAGAAGGAGAAGGCAAAGCUCGCGAUGGCCACGCCCGAGGGGAUGCUCAAGAAGAUGGCGCGCCAUCUGCUGGAGUAG